GCGGCGAGUGAGAGGAAGAGACGCUCCCCCUCGAGCGACGGGGACCGUCGGAUCAUCGACAUCCCGCGUCCGGUCGCGAACGCCAAGCGAAUAGAGGACGAUCGUACGGUCAGCAGCACGGUGGAGAGCGGCGGUGCCACGGUGCGGGGGGUCGUGGUGGACCCCGGCGAUGACACAGCCAUGAUGGCCUACGGUGGCACCGCUGGUAACGGGGGUGCGAUGGGCUCGUCGGCGGGUGCUGGCGGCGCCGGUGGCACGGACGUUCUCGGUACCGCCGCCGGCGACUACAGCCCCCAGAGCACGCCCACGCCCUUGACCGGACACUCGACGACGAGCGGCACGGUGGAGAACGCUUAUACACCCGGGACGACCGGGGCGGCCAGCUACAGUCCGCAGGACAGCCCGGCGAGCUCCGCCGGGGGCAGCGGUAACGGCCAGCUGCCGAGUUUCGGCUUCACGCAGGAGCAAGUCGCGUGUGUCUGCGAGGCGAUGGUGUCGAAUGUCCAGGUUCUCCAGCAGGCAGGCUCCGUGGAGAGGCUCAGCAGAUUUCUCUGGUCCCUGCCGGCAUGCACCAGGUUGCAUCGGCACGAGAGCGUCCUCAAGGCCAAGGCGAUCGUCGCCUUUCAUCGGGGCCAAUUUAAGGAGCUCUACAGGAUCCUGGAGAGUCACACCUUCAGCCCGAACAAUCAUCCCAAACUGCAGGCCCUCUGGCUCAAGGCCCAUUACAUCGAGGCUGAGAGGCUACGUGGCAGGCCCCUCGGCGCAGUCGGAAAGUAUCGAGUGCGCCGUAAGUUUCCGCUACCGCGCACUAUCUGGGACGGCGAGGAAACGUCUUACUGCUUCAAGGAAAAGUCGAGGAGCGUUCUGAGGGAUUGGUAUGCCACCAAUCCGUAUCCGUCGCCGCGCGAAAAGCGAGAAUUGGCGGAGAGCACUGGCCUCACUACCACGCAAGUCAGUAAUUGGUUCAAAAACCGGAGGCAGAGAGACCGUGCCGCCGAGCAUAGUGGACAGAGGGAGGACAAGGCUCACGGCGGGGGCUUAGGGGACUCCAGCAGCGAGAGCGGCGACGAGACGAAGCGGCAAUCCGGACAGCAGCCACAGCAACAGCCGUCCUCUUGCGCCGUUCAGCAACAGCAACAACAGCAGCAGCAGAUGGUGGACCACCAGCAAACCACCGGCAUGUAUCAGCUUCCGCCUCCGGUCACGGUCUCCAGCCCGCAUUCGUAUCACCAGAGUCACGGCACGUCCUUGAGCCACCCGCACAUGCAACACCACGAUACGAGCAGCGAGAGCGGCGAUGACAAGAGGAACCUCCAUCAUCAGUUGCAGCAUCAUAUCCAAGUCGGCACCCACGGCGCCCAUGGACUCGUUCAUCCCACCGCUACCUUGCCACCACCACCGCCCAGCUGCGCUCAACAGAAGAGUCAGCUGGAUUACAUGCAGUACUACAGCCCGCAGGACUAUUUAAUCGGCACACCGACCUCCGCGGAUCUGCAGAAGUCCUUGCCACACACGGCGACGUCGAUGCAGAUGGGCGCGAUCGCGCCUUCCAUGGGCGGGUUAAGCCCGAUGGGUCCCUCGACGAUGCUGUCCAACACUAUGCAGGGUGUCAACACCAUGAACACUAUGUCGAUGAACGGCAUGGGCAUGGGCGCUUACCAGGGCAUGGGCUCCAUGGGGAUGUCGACGUCGCACGCGAGUUACCAUAGCGGCCUCGUGUUGGGCGAGUACCAUUCCUUGUGACCUUGGGCCCCAAGCACUCAAAGCAAAAGAAGCCAGGAGAAGACUUAAUGCACAUCGGCGAGGCGCAAGACUUCCGAUCGAUCAAGGUACCCUUGAAUGGUUUGCUGUGAUAUUAUUUGGAUCGUCAAUAAAUUAUUAUCACCAAAGAAAGAUAAGGAAAGUCUUAUCUAUUGAUAUUGAAGUUUGCUUAAAAAGUAUUAUAAAAAGAUGCAAAAGUAUUUAAAAUAUUAAUAAAAAUUAUUGUUGAACACAUAACCCAGUGAGCACGAUCUCAAUUUAUUGUUAACACAAUUAUUAAAUAAUGAAAAAACUAAGUCAAAAAUAUUUUUUAUCGUGACAAUAAUUCCUUGGCGAUCCAGUAAUGUUCAGAUAAAUAAAAAGGACAGUUCUGUACGGAUAUAUCGUUUCGUUCUCCGUGAGCUUUUCUCGGUGGGUAUUUUAAAGCG
Formica exsecta is the source of this 2189-nucleotide messenger RNA. RefSeq names its product homeobox protein SIX2-like (gene so). Gene Ontology annotation, biological process: regulation of transcription by RNA polymerase II. The record is from RefSeq and is a predicted model, not a curated record. Gene Ontology annotation, cellular component: nucleus; transcription regulator complex. The coding region runs from base 181 to 1743 and encodes 520 amino acids. The transcript is spliced from 5 exons. Gene Ontology annotation, molecular function: DNA-binding transcription factor activity, RNA polymerase II-specific; RNA polymerase II cis-regulatory region sequence-specific DNA binding. Lineage: Eukaryota; Metazoa; Arthropoda; Insecta; Hymenoptera; Formicidae.